This is a messenger RNA of Schistocerca cancellata (South American locust), 6010 nucleotides long. RefSeq names its product endothelial zinc finger protein induced by tumor necrosis factor alpha-like. Lineage: Eukaryota; Metazoa; Arthropoda; Insecta; Orthoptera; Acrididae. The record is from RefSeq and is a predicted model, not a curated record. The transcript has 6 exons. The coding region runs from base 78 to 2159 and encodes 693 amino acids.
UGUGUCAUCUGGACAGAGCGUUUAAUCGGAAGAUUUGUUGAAGUUGAUACAUUCGUUGAAAAGUUUUAAGACACAUUAUGAGUUUCGACCCUGUUUACGUCAAGACAGAAAUUUUGUCACCUAAUGCUGAAGAGACUUCUCCUGUGCCCAGCAGCAGUGGCAGUGCUGCUGAUGACUCCGUCAGGGUCAAGCAGGAGAUGAUUUUUCUCCCUGAGAGUGUGGGUAUGAAAACAGAAGAAGAAUCCCCCAAAGAUGAGGAGGAUAAGGAACACGUCAGUCUCGGAGCUCGCCAGUAUGAGAAUGCUUCCCCACCGAGUUCAUGGAGUUUCAGGUUACUAGAAGUGAACCACGAGACGGACUGCACUGACCAGACAACACGCAGUCUCCAUCCUGACGUUAUCUACCCAGAGCAGUGUGGGACACCGGGGUCACCGAGGCGAGACUGCGACGAAAGUGAUCCGUUUGUGACAGAAUGUACGAGUGAUCCUCUCGGAAAUGACGUCCCUCGCGGAAAUGAGACGAGGGUCGUCGAAAGGUUCAGCUGCGCACACUGCGAGAAGACUUUCUUCUCGAGGUACUGCAUCACGAAGCACGUGUUCACGCACGAGCCCAGGGUACCGGCCCCGGCGUCAAUCUGCGAGCUGUGUGGCGACGUGUUCCCAGACGCGGGGGGCCUGAGCCGACACGUGGCCGACCGCGGCUGCGAGGAUCAGCGGGAGGGCGGGGCCGAGGGCGGGGCCGAGGCCCGGGAGGCGGGGCCCCGGCGGGCGGAGCUGCCGCCCGUCAGCCAGAUCCGGCCGUUCGCCUGCCGGGCGUGCGGCGCCACCUUCGCCAGGCUGAGCCACCUCAAGGUCCACCUCACCAUCCACGCCGACGACCGUCCACACGCCUGCGACGUGUGUGGAAAGCGCUUCCGCCAGUCGGUGCACCUGACGAUCCACAAGCGGCUGCACUCGGACGAGCGGCCGUACGGCUGCGAAGUGUGCGGCAAGGCGUUCCGGCAGUCGGUGCACCUGCAGAUCCACCUGCGGCAGCACACGGGCUACCGGCCCUUCAGCUGCGACGUCUGCGGCCGGACCUUCACGGACCGCACCGGCCUCAACAGGCACAAGGCGGUCCACUCCAGGGACCACCCGUUCGCCUGCGACACCUGCGGCAGGUCCUUCCGCGACGAGGACGGCUUGCGCGAGCACCGCACCCACAACACCUGCGUCGCCGGCCCCUUCUCAUGCGACAAGUGCGGCAGGUCCUUCGCGGACCCGUUCGCGCUCAAGCGGCACCUGCGGGUGCACGAGAGCAAGAAGCGGAAGCCGUGCGACGUGUGCGGCGACGGCAGCGCGGGGGGCCGGGCGUGCCGGCACGACAAGCCGUACGUCUGCAAGGUCUGCGGCAGGGACUUCGCGCGCGCGUCCUCGCUCAAGAGGCACGUGUCCGUCCACACGGUGGCCAGGACUUUCGAGUGCGGGAGCUGCCACAGGAGGUUCAAGUGGGAGAGCAGCCUCUGCGCGCACAAGUGCGGGCUCGACACCACCCCGAAACAGUUCUCCUGCGACGUCUGCAGCAAGCGGUUCCGCUUCCGGCACAACGCCGAAGCCCACCGGAAGGUCCACACGGGUGAGAGCACCCACUCGUGCGAGGUGUGCGGGAAGCUGUGCAACUCUGCGGCCAACUUGAGGAGCCACUACACGGUCCACAGCGAAGAGCGGCCGUACACCUGCGAGACCUGCGGCAAGGGCUUCCGGCGCAGCGGGAACCUGGUGGCUCACCGGAAGACGCACCUCACUGGUGGGCACGACUACGGACUCAGUCCCGUCUCUUUCGACACCACCCGCCACCUACAGGAGCACGCCAGUUCGUCGCUGGCUGCUCCGCCGUUGCCCGACGACAGCAGUGCCUUUAGUAGUGCAUUGUUUUACGAGUGUACCAUCUGUCGGAGUUCUUUUACUGACGCCAUUAGUUACUGGAGGCACGUAGGUGAACACUCUGGUAAUCCUAAGGUGGGUGUGGCUGGUGGCCACAGUGAAGCGACGUACACUGCACCGCCUGGUGCUAGCUCAGAAGCUGCCCCCGACCGUGACACGCAGCCUGUUAAUAGUGCCUUUACUUGUGAACCAGAAAUGGUAAUACCUGUAGGUCCAGAAAUUGUACAUAUGUAUUGAUUACAGUCUAAAUGUGCUAUUGUACUUGGUAAAGAAUACAGCGGAAAUAACAGGACCACACAGCUCAAAAUUUUUGACGAUUGCUCUUUUUGUGGAUAUGUGCCAAUAUAUCACCUACAUCAACACACUGCAAGCCAGCUUUCAGUCUGUAGCGAAUGAUACUUCUGAUAGCAUUAGAUUUAUCCCUCUUCAAAUGGUUCAAAUCGCUCUGAGCACUAUGGGACUUAACUUCUGAGGUCAUCAGUCCCCUAGAACUUAGAACUACUUAAACCUAACUAACAUAAGGACAACACACACAUCAGUGCCCAAAGCAGGAUUCGAACCUGCGACUGUAGCAGUCACUCAGUUUCAGACUGUAGCACCUAGAACCGCACGGCCACUCCGGCCGGCUUUAUCCCUCUUUCCUCGUUCCAUUUACGAAUGAUGCAUAGCAAAAGCAACUGUCGGUAAGCUACUUUAUCGCCUCUUAUUUAUCUGAUUUUCUUGCAGUGGGCAUUUCACAAUGUGUUAGCGCUUUUUUUCUAAAAAAAAAGUUUGAGGAUACUCCAACAUUGGAUAUAAUGCAGCGAAAAUUACUUAUAACUCAAGCAUGAGAUAGCACCUGCCUGCUUUUAGCCAUGACCUCAUCAAUAUGUUGAACUACCAAAAUAAAAAAUAAAAAAAUAAAAAAAAUCAUGGUAUCGGACUCUUCGGUUGACUUCACAGCUCAAAUAAAGCUGGCGAUACCGAGAAACACACAAACAUACAAGAGAAUGUGGUAUCGAACACUUCAGUUUACAUCACCUCAAAUGAAGCAUGCGAUUCCCAUCAACCCCCGAACAAUAAAAGAAAAUGGUAUAAUGCACUUUGGCCGGCCGGCAUGGCCGAGCGGUUCUAGGCGCUACAGUCUGGAGCUACGUGACCACUACGGUCGCAGGUUCGAAUCCUGCCUCUGGCAUGGAUGUGUGUAAUGUCCUUAGGUUAGUUACGUUUAAGUAGUUCUAAGUUCUAGGGGACUGAUGACCUCAGCAGUUAAGUCCCAUAGUGCUCAGAACCAUUUGAACCAUUUAUCGUACACUUCAAUUGACCUAUAAUACACCUCAAAUGAAACAGGUGAGUCCAAUCAACCCUCCGACAUACAAAACAAUACAAGGAAAUAUUACCGAACACAUAUUUUAACCUAUUAUACACCACUAAAAGACACAAUACAACAAAAACCAUCCACACCUAUCAUCAACAACAAUAAAAACAACAGUACAAAAAUCCUUUGUAACCUUGUUUGGCUCCCGAAAUGACAUAGAUGAUGGGUGGUAUCCUGUGCUUCAACUGACCCAAUUUUUAAUACAGCUGAAAAUUUAUUUAACUAUAAAACUUACAUUAAUAGUAUUACAACAGUUUCCAAACUGACUUUAGUUCAUGGCUGCUAUAGUCUUCACGCCUUCUUCGUUUACUCUUGCUAUCAGUAGCAAGGUGUCUGCUUGGCGUUUGAGCGUACGCAUAUCCGUUUAGCACUACCAUCGCCCACUAUUAGCGGGCAAGGGCACUACAUGCUUGUUGAACUGGCUGCCAGCGAUUCAGUUGCUGAGAAUGGUUUGCUGCAGCUUCGAAGUGCUUGAAACAGUCAAUGACAUCGCUUUUCCAACCAAAAAGUGCGCUGGUAUCGUUCGUAUUACAAAAAAUUACUUUUUCGACGAAAAAGUUUAGGGGUACGCAUCCCCCAGCGUUCCCCCAGAAAAACAGCACUGGUGUUAGUAGGAGAAGUAUUGUGUUGCCCUUUUCUUCCUCAGAACGUACACUCUUUGCAUUUCAGCAGCUCAGGAUUCUUAACUACAAGUGCGUCUGUUGUAGUUAAUGCAGCAUUACCUUAAUUGUUUUUUGCUUACUGAACUGUCCCAUGAUGACACUCGCCGAUCUUCCACGGAUCUCUCUACCUUUCUAUGAAUCAAACUUAUUAUGGGUUCCAGACUGAUGGGCAGAACUUACGAAUCGGUUGCAUGGGUGUUUUAUAAGCCUCGUACUUUGUACAUUAAUUAAAUUUAAUUAAGGUUCUCCCAGUGAAUCUCAGUCUGGCAUAUACUUUUCCCGCAGUUUGUUUUAUGUGGUCAUUCCACUUCAGUUUGUCGCUCAGGAUUGUUAUUUCUUUUGUUGUUGUUGUUGUGGUCUUCAGUCCUGAUACUGGUUUGAUGCAGCUCUACAUGCUACUCUAUCCUGUGCAAGCUUCUUCAUCUCCCAGUACGUACUGCAGCCUACAUCCUUUUGAAUCUGCUUAGUGUAUUCAUCUCUUGGUCUCCCUCUACGAUUUUUACCUUCCACGCUGCCCUCCAAUACUAAGCUGGUGAUCCCUUGAUGCCUCAGAACAUGUCCUACCAACCGAUCCCUUCUUCUAGUCAAGUUGUGCCACAAACUUCUCUUCUCCCCAAUCCUAUUCAAUACCUCCUCAUUAGUUAUGUGAUCUACCCAUCUAAUCUUCAGUAUUCUUCUGUAGCACCACAUUUCCAAAGCUAUUCUCUUCUUGUCCAAACUAUUUAUAAUCCACGUUUCCCUUCCAUACAUGGCUACACUCCAUACAAAUACUUUCAGAAACGACUUCCAGACACUUAAAUCAAUACUCAAUUUUAACAAAUUUCUCUUCUUCAGAAACGCUUUCCUUGCCAUUGCCAGUCUACAUUUUAUAUCCUCUCUACUUCGACCAUCAUCAGUUAUUUUGCUCCCCAAAUAGCAAAACUCCUUUACUAAUUUAAGUGUCUCAUUUCCUAAUCUAAUUCCCUCAGCAUCACCCGACUUACUUUUGUUAUGGUAGUGGUUAUUUCCAGUGAUAUACGGUAUCCCCAAUAAUGUAACAAACAAUAAUGGGUCUCCUGCACAAUAUGCUAUAUUGUUUACGUUCAGAGACAACUGCCACUGCCUGAAACAAUUGUCUUCCUGCACUUCUCUACAGUUGUGUGUCUUCGUAUAGACAACAGCAUCAUCCGCAAACAGCCCCAUGGAACCUUCAGUGCUAAGCAAAAGCGUAAACAGUAAUGGCCUAUGUCACUCCCAAGAAGUUCAUGUUUAAUGUUACCUUCUAGGAAUUUUUGACUCCAGUCACGAAUCUGGAGUGGUAUCUGAUAAACUCGUAUUUUGUUCAGUACACUAAGGCCCAGAACUGUAUCAAAUGCUUUCUGCAUGGCAUGAACAUCAGCACCAGUGUCAGCGGCACUCUGGAUCUCAAGGGCUAGUCUUUCAGUAGUAUAUUUAAUAUGUAGGUGGUAUUUUGAGAAGUACAGCACAUGUGAAGCUUUAAAAUAGAGUAGCAACAUAUUACGUUCAUCUUAUUUAAAAAAAGUGAAUACAUCACACAGUUACAGAUUUUGUAAGGCUCUUGCAUUCUGAUCCUAUAUCCUGUCCAUUUCGCUGUGACAGAAAUUUCCUGUGGCUGUUGCAAAUGAGAGAUGAAUUGUAGAGGCGAGUUUGAAAUAUCUUUUUUUUUUUCUUGGUAUUAUUUUAUAGUUCAAGAUUUUAUAGCCAUGUAAUUAAGAAUGACACAAAAAUUAAUGAAUUUCAAAUUUUGAUCAAGAUUUAAUGUUUUCACUAAUGUUUCAUAAAAGUUAUGAAAAUAUAUGAAAUGUACAGAGACAAUGAUUGCUGUAUGAUUAACCUGUAAACCAAAUAUUUAUGGCGCAUGGGCGAACUGCUCAGUUGAGCCUCUGUGAUGCGAACUGUGCACUUGUGUGGGCAAGUUGUGAAAGGAAUUCUCAUGAUGAACUGCUGCAUUUUGCUGUAUUGUUGAAAGGGAAGUACAGACUUCAUUGAAAAUACUUGAUCCAUCCUGUCAGGGAAAAUAUGGACUGUUCUCGCUAUUUUUAUACCCAAUAAAAUCUGUUAAGUGUUUU